Molecule: messenger RNA, 7350 nt
Organism: Podarcis lilfordi (Lilford's wall lizard)
Lineage: Eukaryota; Metazoa; Chordata; Lepidosauria; Squamata; Lacertidae
Source: the annotation of a GenBank genome assembly
AUGGAAGCAGCAAGUUUAAGUCUCUCUAAUCUUUGGUUUGGAUUUUUACUUGGCCUUCUCUGUUUUCUUGAUAAUGAUUCUUUUAAAAAUGAUGUGAAAGAAGCAGCAACCAAAUAUUUGCUGCUGUCUUCCAUAAUCAUAAGAAUAUUGUUUGCUUUCGUGCAGAGGAUAUGUGGCUGUAUUCAUCAUCGACCAACUUUGCUGACAACAGUUGAAUUUCUUGAGCUGGUUGGAUUUGCAAUUGCCAGCACAACCAUGCUGGUCAAAAAAUCCAUGAGUAUUAUCUUGUUGGUGGUGGCUUUGGCAAUGCUGAUUAUUGACUUACGGAUGAAGUCUUUCCUGGCAAUUCCAAAUUUGGUAAUCUUUGGAGUCCUUUCCUCUUGGCUAUUUUUUCCAUCCCUACUCAUACCAACGAACCCAUUCGCCUUGGGAUGCUUUUUCAGCUGUCUAAUAACGGAUCCUCUUCUUGACAUUUACUUCAGUGGACUUUCAGUUACAGAACGUUGGAAACCCUAUUUGUAUCGUGGUAGAGUAUGCCGGAGAUUUUCAGUCAUAUUUGUUGGCCUUAUCGAACUUAUUUAUUUCAUUCUUUCAGCCCUGAAACUAGGCGAUUUGGAUGUCUGGUAUUUUGUGAUACCUGGCUUUUCCAUUUUUGGAAUUUUCUGGAUGGUCUGCCACAUCAUUUUUCUUAUAACUCUCUGGGGAUUUCAUACAAAAUUAAAUGACUGCCACAAAAUAUAUUAUACACACAGGACAGAGAACAACAGCCUUGACAGAGUUAUGGCAUCAAAAGGAAUGCGUCAUUUUUGUUUAAUUUCAGAGCAACUUGUAUUUUUUAGCCUUCUUUCAACAGCAGUUUUGGGUACUGUAUGUUGGCAGGUAUGUUAUAAUGGUUUUACAUCCUCUUCUGUUACUCUUAAAAUGGGGGGAUUUUGUAUCAAAAUUCAUGGCAUGUAGCAAGUUACUGCAUCUGAUGUGUAGUAGAGUCCCUGAACAUACCAAACAAGCAACCCAAUCAGAUGGGUGGCAUAUAAAUAAUACAAUUACUAUUAUUAUUAUCAUCAUCAUUAUUUUGUUCCACCGUGGCUUAGAUGAACUGCAAGAUGUGGCCAGUUUACAGCAAUGGAAUGAAGACACCAGAUGAUGUUACUUUAUGCUCAACAUAAAGUAAAUGACAAUUUGUAUGAUAGUUUGGAAGCUAGUUUUAUUUUAGAGUGCAUACACAAGAGCCCUUCAUUUUUCCAUAUAGACAUUAAUUGCAGCCGUGGUGGGGAAAGCUAAAUAUGGUCAUUCUUAACUAUCCCACAAUAAGUUUGCAAUGCUACCAUUUUUGCUACCAUGAAUAUUUCAUUUUGGAACUGGAAAGGUAGCAUGUAAGUUUUCUAAUAAGCAACAAUAAAUCAAUAUAUUUUGCUAUUUUCAAGGUUGUUUUCAUGUUGCCUCAUGCAAUCCAUUAUAUACUUCCACACAGUAAUCUUGUUAGCACUACAGUUUAUAUACUGAACUAUUUACAGUAGGGUUGCUGAGGAAAAAUUGUGAAUUACAGAUUUUUCAUUUAUAUGUGCUAAUUGCUAUAAUAUAGCUAAUGGUUGCAUUUGUUUUUAUUUUAGAAAUUCAAUGGAAUCUUCAUGAGUGUGUUUCUGAUUGUCUUGCCACUAGAAUCCAUGGCUCAUGGACUAUUUCAUGAACUGGGCAACUGUUUGGGAGGAACAUGUGUUGGCUAUGCAGUUGUGAUUCCUACCAAUUUCUGCAGGUAUUAUGCCUUACAAGUCAACAGUUAAUGCAGACGUCUUAUUAGGUGAAGUUAUUAGACCAACUUCAGUCUCUCCCUCACCAACUAAAUACAGUGGUACCUCGGGUUACAUACACUUCAGGUUACAUAUGCUUCAGGUUACAGACUCCGCCAACCCAGAAAUAGUACCUCUGGUUAAGAACUUUGCUUCAGGAUGAGAACAGAAAUCGCACGACGGUGGCGCAGUGGCAGCGGCAGGCCCCAUUAGCUAAAGUGGUGCUUCAGGUUAAGAACAGUUUCAGGUUAAGAACGGACCUCCAGAACGAAUUAAGUACGUAACCAGAGGUACCACUGUACUAAAUACUAAUUUGUUGACUUAGAUUUGGAUUAACUUCAAACCCCCCUCUCCUUCCCCGUCUUUUGUCCUAAUGGUACUCUGAAAAGUUAAAUAUAUUGACUUAGCUCCUCAGGUGCCCUCUGUGAAAAGAAGGGAUUUAAAUCCACUGGAGGGUCCACUGGCAGAAGGAGUUUUUUGCAAGUACCCCCAUCAUGUUCUGGAAGUUCACCCAACCCUCUGGAGCAAAUUUUCAGAGUGCAUAGGAGCAGAUUUCCAGAGGGCAUAGGGAAAGCAUAGGGUUCCCCAUGCUUGCUGGCAGGAGUAUCCUGUGAGUAUAGUUACGAGCCAAACAACUAUGUGUGUGGAUGUAAUGAUUUGUCUGCCUUUCCUCCUUAACAUUUGUUAAUAAGAAAGUACACUAAACAUUAUGAGAACAAAGAGAGAGGGUUUUUUGUAGGGCAGGGAGAAGACUAAUUGGUGUAACGCCCCUGGGCAAAUGACCAGGCCUUGCUGUGUCCUGGAGACCCUGCUGAGGGACUUCAGUUCUGCAUUUGUAAGGGAGACAGAAGGAUAAAGCUGCAUCCAUCUGUGUGCGCUGUGCUGUGCAACCUCAUCUUUGUGGAAUGGGGGUUGCUGUUGGAGUGAACAUGGAGAAGAAGAGGAUGCGUAAAGCUCAUCAUGGUUGUGGAGCACAGGGUGGGUGAUCACCUCCCGAACUCUGUUUAUAAGACCAGUUAAGUUAGUUAAGCAUGUACCAGACAGCUAAUUAAAUUGGUAGGUAAUACAGGAUUAAAGGGACGCAGGUGGCACUGUGGGUUAAACCACAGAGCCUAGGACUUGCUGAUCAGAAGGUCAGCGGUUCGAAUCCCCGCGACGGGGUGAGCUCCUGUUGCUCGGUCCCUGCUCCUGCCACCCUAGCAGUUCGAAAGCAUGAAGUAGAUAAAUAGGUACCACUCCAGUGGGAAGGUAAACGGCGUUUCCGUGCGCUGCUCUGGUUCGCCAGAAGUGGCUUAGUCAUGCUGGCCACAUGACCCAGAAGCUGUACGCCGGCUCCCUCGGCCAAUAAAGCGAGAUGAGCGCCUCAACCCCAGAGUCGGUCACGACUGGACCUAAUGGUCAGCGGCCCCUUUAAAAAAGGUAAAGGUACCCCUGCCCGUACGGGCCAGUCGUGUCCGACUCUAGCCCUUUACCUUUACCUUAAUAGAGGAUUAUUUACCACCUAAAUGAGAACUGUUUAAGUAGUACAGAUCUUCUCAGUGAUUUAGAGACCUGUUUUAAGACACUUGUAACUGAACAUUCUAAAUUAAACUAAGUAAGUCCGCACAGUGGUGAAGUGGUUCAAAGCUCAGCUGUGGGUAGUGAACAACGUAACACAGGAGUAACUUCCAUUGUUGCAACAUAAGGACUACCUCCAUUAAUGACCAAAGCUGAUUUCUCCUUUUUUUUUCUUCUCUCCCCUCUGCUUCUUCUAGUCCUGAUGGCCAAGCAACACUGCUUCCACCUGAGCAUGUACAAGAGCUAAAUUUGAGAUCCACUGGCAUGCUUAAUGCCAUCCAAAGGUUCUUUGCGUAUCAUAUGAUAGAGACUUACGGCUGUGAUUAUUCAACAAGUGGACUUUCUUUUGACACCCUUCAUUCUAAGUUAAAAUCUUUUCUUGAACUUCGGACCCCUGAUGGACCCAGACAUGAUACCUAUGUGUUAUAUUACAGUGGCCAUUCUCACAGCACUGGAGAAUGGGCACUUGCAGGUAUUCUACGUUUGAAGCUUUUCAUAAUUCUGAUUUCUUUGUCUUUAAGAAUAUUUAAGUCUUAAGAUUAGAUACUUGAUAUUUAUGAAAUUUAUAAUCCAUUUGAAUCAUAAAUACUAUGAGUAUUUAUGGUAGAGGGAGUAGAAAGGGUUUUAAAAUCUCAUUUGUGCAUUUGAUUUAUAAAGUGUUAGAAAUUUUCAUAUGGAAUCUUAACUAAUUAUUACACCUUUUGAAAAGUUGCCAUGGAAGGUGCAUAUUCAUUCAAAACACCACAAUAUUUUGAAUUUUGCCCUUAUUAGUUUCUUAGAAGAGUUUCCAGACUACAAAACCAGCACAAACAGCUUGGAGUGAGAUGUUAUUUGCUCUUCUUUCAUGUUGUAUUAUUUCUGGGUUUUUCCCAAUUUUAUACUAUUCCACCUUUGCAGAUGCAUUAAUGGAAAUGGGCCUGCAGUAGUAUAACUGAAGAAUCUAAGCUAGUGUCUGUUAUACAAUAGUCAAAACUGGAAAUUGCAAAUGAGUGCAAGAUUAUUGCCUCAAUUUCAGUUAGUUGUAGCUGACUAAAAGCACUCCAUGCUGCUGCUGUUAUCUGAAGAGGCUUAACACAAAGUUCGGAGCAGUUAUAAUCAAAAUGUCAAGAGAAAGUGAUAACGGAGGAACAGGAAGAAGUUCCUUGACAGUCAUAUGCGAAGCUUGUAUUUAGGCACUUCACAGAAUUUGCAUUAAAGAAAAUAUGGCAUAGUCAGAAGAAGGAAAGGGGCACCAGUGACAGAUUGAUUUUGAUCAGUUUACUUAGCUCUCGCAGUGAAAACCAUAGCAUACAGUCUAUCCCUGCUUUUUGAAUACAACCAGAAUUCAGAACUGAAGAGUGGCUGAUAUUGUAAGUGUGCCACUUUUAUCAGUCCUUGAUGUCCUGUGCUAGGUAGAACAUGCCGUCAUUAACGGUAUGUAUCCUGCAGGAGAGGGGAGGUAAGAGAAUUUCAGCUCAUGCCCAGUUCUUUGGAUUCAAGACAGUGUAUUGAGUCUCCUACCUCUGGAGAAGAUUAAAAAGAAUUGGUGAGAAUGAAAAUCUAAACAUCAAGUUAAUAUUCAAAUAUGAACAGGAUCCUCUGAGGAAUAGCUCUGUGUAGCAGAGCAGCAUAGACUUGGGACUCUAAUGACAUCUUUAAGGAAGGUUUACUGUAUUGGACUUGUCUAAUGAUGUUAUUUCAUUGUUGGAGGCUUGGUAGUUUAACAGUGGUGUGUAAAAUAAACUGCUAAGUAGUCAUAAAUAAACCAUGAGCAGCAAAACAGCUUGGAAAGUUGAGUUCACUGACUGAACGCAGCGUCAAGGUUUGGGCAGUUAAGCUUUGUCUGUAUUACUGGAACUGCCUGCUUAACUGCCACCUCUUCAAAUGUGCAUGUAUAAUAAUGUAUUCUGCUUAGAAUUACAGCACUUGUUUGGAGCAAAUACAGUGGUGCCCCGCAAGACGAAUGCCUCGCAAGACGGAAAACUCGCUAGACGAAAGAGUUUUCCGUUUUGGAGGUGCCUCGCAAAACGAAUCUGCUAUGGGCUUGCUUCGCAAGACGAAAAUGUCUUGCGAGUUCCUGGGUUUUUUUUCUUCUUUUCCCCCUCUUUUUCUAAGUCGCUAAGCCGCUUAUCUGCUUAUCCGAUAAGCUGAUAAGCUGCUAAAAGCCGCUAAAAGCCGCUAAUAGCGCUAAUCCGCUAAUCCGUCAAUGGGCUUGCUUCGCAAGACGAAAAAACCGCUAGACGAAGAGACUCCCAGAACGGAUUCUUUUCGUCUUGCGAGGCACCACUGUAGAGAAAGCAGGAAGUAGCUAUAUUGUGUUAAGAGAAGUAUGUGGACAGUUUGUUUUAUUUAAAGAUUCUGAUCACAGCACAUGAUUUGGGGGGGGGACGGGACGUGUGUGCUUUUCAAGUAGUGUUUCCUUACUUAGGCCCAGAAACACUUCUGAAUAUAAUCAGCAGUGUUCUUUCAGGAUUUUGAAACUAUUAUUGGAGAGACCCCAGAACAUCAAUAUUUUAGCAAUAUUACUUGAUAGCAUUCACUCAGUUCCCGAAAUGCACAAACAAAGGGAGAUUUGCCAUUUAUCUUGUUCAUUACAAAUGAAUUACUGGAAUCUUUAUUUAUUUAUUUUUUAAAAUAAUUUUUAUUAAAUAUUUUCUUGGUUUACAAAAGUACAUGGAUUGUUUCUUAAACAAGGUAGUAGCACUUUGUGAAUUAAUUAAAUAAGAAAAUUCCACUGGAAGCUGACCAUUUUUCUAGACUAGCGCAACUGAGGAGUUCAGAGCUUUGUUUUGUUUUUCUUCUUUUAUCACAGCUCCUAAAAGAACUGAUGAAAGCCCUAGGGCAACAUCUCUCCUAAUUAAAAGUCAGCUGCUCCCACGAGUGGCACUUCUGCUACUUAAGAGUUAGGGUGGCUGCUCCAGUUACUUCUGGUUAUAUAUCAUGCUGCUUCUUUUAGGAUCAAAAUGGAAAUUCCUAGCAAGAGCAUGGAAACCUGGUCAUGCCGAAGGCAUCUUGCUCAUUUUAGAUGCAUGGACUUUUAGUGAAGGGUCACAGUUUUUAGACAUUUGCAAGGGAUUAAAAAGCUAAGCAGAAGUGAGUUUUUAAGUGGUUCCUGAAUGCCUUUACUAAGUUAGUGCCAAAAGCAUGAAUUUCUCAGCUAUGAUCAGAAUUAACCAUAGGUGCAAGGAUUGGAGGGAUAUUUUCAGUUUCUGGUCCCAAAGAGGUAAUUAUUCUUUUAAUUAUUUUUGUCACAGUUGAUAGCUUGGGUCCUCUAUUCACCAGCAUUCACAGCUUCAAUCCAGCGUGCAUGGCACCCUUUUCAUAUGCAACCAGUCUAGAAAUUGAUCUGAAUAUGAGAACAUUGUGGAAAUUAAAUGUGUUCCGCAAGUAUUUUACAUCCUAACCUGCUGUGUUAGAAGCUAAGCUCCCAUGUGAAUGUUUCAUUUUCAGCAACAAUUAUAUUUCUGGUUUCCCCACAGGUGGUGAUGCAUUACGACUCGACACACUUAUAGAAUGGUGGAGAGAAAAGAAUGGCUCUUUUUGUUCACGGCUUAUUAUACUGUUGGACUGUGAGAACUCUCAGCCGUGGGUUAAAGAAGUAAGAAAAGUCAGCGACCAGUAUGUUGCAGUUCAAGGAGCAGAACUGGCCAAAGUCGUAGACACAGAAGAGUCAGACCUCCCGCACCUUGGUGAUUUUACUAGAGAAUGGGUUGAAUACAACUGUAAUCCUGACAACGACAUCAGCUGGUUUGAAAAAGGGCGUACUGUGAAAGCCAUGUAUGGCGUGUCAAAGCGAUGGAGUGACUACACAUUGCACUUGCCAAGUGAAAGUGAUGUUGCCAAACACUGGAUGAUAUAUUUCCCACGCAUCACUUACCCACUGAUUCAUCUGGCAAACUGGUUCUGUGGUCUUAAUAUCUUUUGGGUUUGCAAAGCUUGCUUUAGGUGUUUGAAAAGAUUUAAGAUGAAUUGGUUUCUUCCCACAGUUUUGGACACAGGACAAGGCUUCAAACUCGUCAGAUCUUAA